UGCAAGUUACAGUUGCUGUGUGGGCCUUCCUAGAGAGUCACCUGUGAAGAGUCUGUCCUGGAACCUGCCCAUUCAGAGAAACUGGCAGGGGUAAAGCAGGUGUCCCUCUGCUCAGUCUAAUGUGCUCACCCUUCAAUCUCAGGUCUCUAUGUGCUCCAACAAAAGUGCAUAAAUCAAAACUAAGAGCCCUGAAUGGAAAAGGCCAAGGAGUCUCAAGGAUCCAGAACCUGUGAAAUUUCAAGAGGAGUCCCAAUAUUUGAAACUUGGAGAACAACAACAAAAAGAAUGAGUGCUUCUCUGGUAAACACUCCACAGGGUUUGUUAACCUUCAAUGAUGUGUCUUUGAACUUCUCACUGGAGGAAUGGGAAUGUCUCAAUUUUGCUCAGCGGUCGUUGUACAUAGAUGUAAUGUUGGAGAAUUUCAACAAUCUAUUGUUUUUGGAAAAUCAUCUCAUACAUGGAAGACAUCAGAAGGUCUUAGAUCAAGACACAGAGUACAAUGUCCAUGAACAUGUGAAUAUGAAAGAGAAGUCUUAUAAAUAUAAUGAGCUCAGCAAAAUGAUUUAUGAAUCCACCCAAAGUACACCUUAUAAAACUAACCACAGAGAUGCCUCACUUCAAUCCUCAAACGUGAAAAGACUUAAAAUUGGGAAAACCAGAGAAGUUUCCAAAUAUAAAGACUGUAUAAAGUGUUUAAAUGAGUGCUCUAUAAAUAAUCUAAAUCAAGGGAAGAAAGAAAACAACAAUCCAGAAUUUGAUAAGGGUUUUGUAUUUAAACAUAAACUGAUGCUGAAACCAAACAAUAAUGGUAAGAAGCUUUACAAAUGUAGUCACUGUGACAAAUGCUUUACUCACAGAGGCAUUCUUAGAAUUCAUCUUAGAAUUCAUACAGGAGAGAAACCUUACAAAUGCAGUGAAUGUGACAAAUGCUUUACCCAAAAAGGCAGUCUGCAAUGUCAUCAGCGAAUUCAUACAGGAGAGAAACCUUACAAAUGCAGUGAAUGUGACAAAUGCUUUACUGACAAAAGUAGUCUUAGACUUCAUCAGAAAAUUCAUACAGGUGACAAACCUUACAAAUGCAGUGAAUGUGACAAAUGCUUUACCCAAAAAUGCAGUCUUGAUAGUCAUCAGCGAAUUCAUACAGGAGAGAAACCUUAUAAAUGCAGUGAAUGUGACAAAUGCUUUACUGCCAAAAGUAGUCUUAGAAUUCAUCAGAAAAUUCAUACAGGAGAGAAACCUUACAAAUGCAGUGAAUGUGACAAAUGCUUUACCCAAAAAUGCACUCUCCGUAGUCAUCAGAGAAUUCAUACAGGAGAGAAACCUUACAAAUGCAGUGAAUGUGACAAAUGCUUUACCGGACAAUCCUAUCUUAGGAUUCAUCAAAGGAUUCAUACAGGAGAGAAGCUUUACAAAUGCAGUGAAUGUGACAAAUGCUUUACCCAAAAAUUUUAUCUUCAAAUUCAUCAGAAAAUUCAUACAGGAGAGAAACCUUAUAAAUGCAGUGAAUGUGAUAAAUUCUUUACGGGACAAUCCUAUCUUAGGAUUCAUCAGAGAAUUCAUACAGGAGAGAAACCUUACAAAUGCAGUGAAUGUGACAAAUGCUUUACUGACAAAAGUAGUCUUAGAAUUCAUCAGAUAAUUCAUACAGGACAGAAACCUUACAAAUGCAGUGAAUGUGAUAAAUGCUUUACGGGACAAUCCUAUCUAAGGAUUCAUCAGAGAAUUCAUACAGGAGAGAAACCUUAUAAAUGCAGUGAAUGUGACAAAUGCUUUACUAACAAAAGUAGUCUUAGAAUUCAUCAUAGAACUCAUACAGGAGAGAAACCUUACAUAUGCAGUGAAUGUGACAAAUGCUUUGCUGACAAAAGUACUCUUAGAAGUCAUCAGCGAAUUCAUACUGGAGAGAAACCUUACAAAUGCAGUGACUGUGACAAAAGCUUUACCCACAAAUGGAGUCUGCAAUGGCAUCAGCGAAUUCAUACAGGAGAGAAACCUUACAAAUGCAGUAAAUGGGAGAAAUGCUUCACCCAAAAAAUGCAAACUUCAUACUUGUUAGAGAAUAAAUAAAAAAGAGAAACUCUAAUUGUAUUGAAUGUGACAAUUUCUGUAUCCACAGUAGCAGUCUUAGAAAUUAUCAGAGAGUUCAUACAAGAGAGAAAUCGCAAAUGCAGUGAAGGAAACAAGUGCUUUGCCCAUAUUCCCUGUCUUAGAAAACAUCAGAGAAUUUUUUUUCAUUUUUUUUAAAUUUAUUGAUAUAUUUAUUUACAUUUCAAAUGAUUUCCCCUUUUCUGGACCCCCACUCCCCAAAUUCUUAUAGUAGUGUAAGUUUAGAAAUUGUAGUGAAUGAGGAAAUUCUUUACCAAAGAUGGACAUUUUAGAAUUUUUCUGAAAAUAUGUACAUGAGAGAAAUGUUUCAAAUGCAGUGGUGGUAAAAACAACUUGAUUUGACUUCUGGCUCUUAUGCCACAGGCAAUACAUGUACAAGAGAAGUCUCACAAAUGCAAUGCAAUGACUGAAAAUUUCUUUGACCUCCUUUCAGUUCUGAAAAAUACACCUGAAUAUUUAUACUGAGGAAAAUGUUUCUACCGUAAAAGAAGAACAAAAAUUGUGUCAAAUGUUUUAUCAAGGCUCUUUACCACAAGAGGUUCAAUAAUAGAGAAAUAUUAUAAGUAUGCAAAACUUGUGAAAACCUUCACACCAUGUUCCAAUCUUAGAUAAUGUAACCUAUUUCUGCAGGGAAAUACUCUGAAAAUGUGACAAUAUAGGAAAGUUAUACUUGUUCAACCUCAAAUAUUUUAAGAUAAAGACCAAGUGGGGAAGGCAGAAUAUUUUUGGACACAUUCCUUCAGUCUAAAAUAAAGGGUUCAAAAGGAAACAAAAUUAACGUGUUUAAUACACCUUUGAAACUAUUUAAUAAUAAUGAUAGAAUUCUUUACAUUUAUUUCACAUAAAGGAAUUCAGAAAAUUAAACUUAAAAGAGGAUUUGAUACACUGAGCCACCAAAAUAGGAUGUUCUUUAUCCUAUAGAGAUGCCUACAGGACUGGAUAGUAGUGCUGCAUGCCUUUAAUCUCUUCACUUUGGGAGCAGAGACAGACAGAUUUCUCAGUUCCAGGCCAGACUGGUAUACAAAGAGAAACCUUGUCUCAAAAAAAAAAAAAAAAAAAAAAGAUUCCUACAGUAUCCAGUAUUCAUAAUCUCUAUCAAAUGCUGGUUUCAAGUUUCAGGUAACAACUAUGAGUCCCUUGUGCUUGGGUCAACAAGUCCUUCCCCAUAGUCCUGUAAGUAAAUGCAAUGAAGCUCAUUGAUUAA
This is a messenger RNA of Apodemus sylvaticus (European woodmouse), 3310 nucleotides long. RefSeq names its product gastrula zinc finger protein XlCGF26.1-like. Gene Ontology annotation, molecular function: DNA-binding transcription factor activity; RNA polymerase II cis-regulatory region sequence-specific DNA binding. The record is from RefSeq and is a predicted model, not a curated record. Bases 193 to 2067 code for a protein of 624 amino acids. Lineage: Eukaryota; Metazoa; Chordata; Mammalia; Rodentia; Muridae. The transcript is spliced from 6 exons. Gene Ontology annotation, biological process: regulation of transcription by RNA polymerase II.